AUGAAUUUUGAGGAUAACUCCAUCUCUAUGUUCACAUGGGCAAUUAAUGAACGAGUCGUAGAAGUUAUAGGAAGCGACGAUGAGCCGUAUGCUCCAGAAUUUGAAAUUCUGAGAAUGUUAGGACGAAAAAAAGAACUGAAAAUGGAAUUGAAGAAAGAUCCGAAAAAGUUGGAGAUUCGAAAAGAGAUUGAUGAAAUUGAGAAGGAGCUAUGCAGGAGGGGAAUGACAUUUCUAAAUGGGUGGCCUACAUUUUAUAAAGCUGAUAUAGAAUAG
This is a messenger RNA of Caenorhabditis remanei, 273 nucleotides long. RefSeq lists its product as uncharacterized. The record is from RefSeq and is a predicted model, not a curated record. The transcript has a single exon. The coding region runs from base 1 to 273 and encodes 90 amino acids. Lineage: Eukaryota; Metazoa; Nematoda; Chromadorea; Rhabditida; Rhabditidae.